Gossypium raimondii (Peruvian cotton) is the source of this 2307-nucleotide messenger RNA. RefSeq lists its product as uncharacterized. NCBI's taxonomy places the organism in Eukaryota, Viridiplantae, Streptophyta, Magnoliopsida, Malvales, Malvaceae. The coding region runs from base 69 to 1973 and encodes 634 amino acids. Gene Ontology annotation, cellular component: mitochondrion. Gene Ontology annotation, molecular function: zinc ion binding; oxidoreductase activity. The record is from RefSeq and is a predicted model, not a curated record. The transcript is spliced from 18 exons.
GCAUAGCGGUCAAACAAGGCCGUUAAGCAUUUUCAUAGCUCUUAACAAUACUGAUUUACAAAGAAACAAUGGAGCUUAAACCUGGCUUAUCAGCUUUGGUCACCGGCGGAGCUUCCGGCAUCGGUAAAGCGUUGAGCUUAGCUUUGGCGAGGAAAGGAUUAUUUGUCACGAUCGUAGAUUUCGCUGAAGAGAAAGGGAAGGAAGUUGCUUGUUUAGUUGAGAAAGAGAAUUCCGGAUUCCAUGAAAAGUUAGAGUUUCAUUCUGCUAUUUUUGUUAAAUGUGAUGUUACAAAUCCAAGAGAUAUAACUUUGGCAUUUGAGAAGCAUGUGGCUACAUUUGGAGGACUGGAUAUUUGUAUUAACAGCGCCGGCAUCGGCAAUCCAGUGCCAUUUAAGGAUGAUCAAACAGAUGGGACCAAGACAUGGAGGCACACCAUUAAUGUCAACCUUGUAGCAGUUAUUGAUUGUACUCGACUCGCUAUUAAAACUAUGCAAGCUCAGCAAAAGCCAGGGGUGAUCAUCAAUGUAGCGUCCUCUGCUGGUCUUUAUCCAUUGUUUUUGGGCCCCGUCUACUCUGCCUCAAAAGGAGGUGUUAUCAUGUUUACUAGGUCACUAACUCCUUACAAACGUCAAGGAAUACGUGUUAAUGUUCUUUGCCCUGAGUUUGUUCGAACAGAGAUGGUAGAAAAAAUGGACCCCAAAUUGAUUUCACUAAUGGGAGGCUUUGUGCCAAUGGAAAUGGUGGUGAAAGGUGCUUUCGAGCUUAUCACUGAUGAAAGCAGAGCUGGUUCUUGCCUAUGGAUUACAAACCGCCGAGGACUGGAGUAUUGGCCUACUCCAGCUGAAGAAGCAAAAUACACUGUGCGUUCUUCCUCAAGUUCCAGGAACGACAUGAUCUCGUUCCAAGCUCCUUUAGGUUUCCGACUUCCUCACAACUUCAAGAAACUUGUUGUGCAUACAUUGAGUUUCCAUUUUCGUGAUUCAACCCAUAUAAUAAGUGCACCAUUGAAACUUCCUCUUGAAUUAGACCAAGUUCUUCUGAAAGUCAUUUAUGCUGGUGUAAACGCAGGUGAUGUGAACUUUAGCGCAGGUCGGUAUUUUCAAGGAACCAAGGAAGAAAUUAGUUCCCUUCUUCCAUUUGACGCUGGAUUUGAGGCAGUGGGAAUAAUUGCUGCCAUUGGAGAUUCUGUAAGAAAUUUGAAAGUUGGAACUCCUGCUGCUCUCAUGAGUUUUGGAUGUUAUGCUGAAUUUGUGAAGGUUCCUUCAAAGCACAUACUUCCCAUUCCAAGACCUGAUCCAGAAAUUGUUGCUUUGCUUACUUCAGGAUUAACAGCAUCAGUCGCUUUAGAAAAAGUUGGUCAGAUGAAAUCCGGACAAGUUGUCCUUGUAACUGCUGCUGCAGGUGGGACUGGGCAAUUUGCAGUCCAGCUUGCAAAGCUUGCAGGAAAUAAGGUUGUUGCGACGUGCGGAGGAAAAGAAAAGGCAAGGCUUUUGAAAGAAUUGGGGGUUGAUCGAGUCAUAGACUAUAAAGCUGAAGAUGUCAAAACUGCUCUCAAGGAGUUUCCUAAAGGAGUCGACAUUGUUUAUGAAUCUGUUGGUGGUAACAUGUUUGAUUUGUGUCUUGAUGCUUUGGCUAUCCGUGGACGACUUAUUGUGAUAGGAUUAAUCUCUCAGUAUAAAAGGAAAAAUGGGUGGACGCCAUUAAACUACCCAAGACUUGAGAAGCUUUUGUCCAAAAGCCAAAAUGUGUCUGGCUUUGUCCUGGUACAGUAUGGCCAUUUAUGGAAGGAACACCUACUUAGACUGUUUCAUCUUUACUCUUCAGGAAAGCUUAAGGUUGUAAUAGACCAGAAAAGAUUUUCAGGUUUGCAUUCGGUUGCGGAUGCUGUUGAGUAUCUGCAUUCGGGUAAAAGUACUGGCAAGGUUGUCGUUUGCAUCGAUCCAAGCUUUGAACAUCAAAUGGCUAAGUUAUGAUUUGAAGCCAAUGAAAUUAUCGUUCAUUGUUCAUCCCUACCGGGUACAAUCUUAAACUAUUUGCAUCUUAUUUCGAAAUAUUAUUAUACAUAGAUAGCAGAAGUUAUGUUCAUCUAGAAUAAAGGAACUAUAGAUGGCAUUGAAUUGCUGUUGUUGUUGUUGGCUUUUUUCUUUAUUGUAUGAGACAAAUUCUGAGAAAAAUGUACUGCUAAAUGAUACCAUAUAUCAUAGUGCACAAAGAUAUUGCUUGGUGGCAUUGACCACCUUCUUGUAUUGGUCUUUAGCUUUGUAAUGACAUUAUUGAUAUGAAAGAAUGACAUGUGCAUUCUUUUCA